AUGCCAGGGUUCAAUGUGAAGUUGGACUGCAAGCCCGAUCGAAAUGUGGUGUAUCCCGGCGAUUACGGCUUUCCUAAUGCAUUGGAUGAUAAUGCAAUCGAAAAAGACUGCUUCGACGACUUAGUGACUCAUCGAGAAGUUUUGAUGAUGCGAGUGAUGAACACCAUUACCGAUAAGCCCCAAUGGGAUCAGAAGGUCUUUGAUGAUGAUAUCACGACAAAAUGGCGCAACGAGAUUGCCCAAAGUGGUCAAGAUGUGACUCCCACGGUGAUGGACUGGAUCAUAAAGGAGCUUCAAUGGAAAGCCAACAUUCUUAAAGAGACGGGUUACGUCCGCGUCUUUGAUGUGGGCGUGAUAAAGUCUGACACUGCUGUGUCGAAAGAGAUACAACAAUCACUGAAAGAGGCAGUAAAACCUCUCGAGGAUAUGCCGGAGAAAGAUUAUCACCCCGGGUCUGAUAACAAAGUAGUUGAUCUAGUACAUCCCUCACUGUUUCCCGUGAUCUACGGCAAAACUCGCGUGCUUCCGGACCGAGUCAUUGGCCUUGAUGACUGCAUAGGAAGCGUGGGACAAGGGGAUCUUGUCCCUGUUCCUUUGAGUGAAAAUUGUGGCCCACUUUUCUAUAGCCAACCUGACUAUGGCUCCAAUGACUAUGACACCGAUGAGCAAGUCCGUGUCUUCAGCGACAAGUUCCAAUGGCUCCCGUGCGAUGUUGAACUCGGCGAUGAUGCCAGCUGUCGAAUCGUGUCAUACAUCAAUAACGCCCACCCUAUUCAUCAUAAGCCUCUCUAUGAGGUCGUUGAGCAAAUUAUCGCUCGGGCAAUCCCACUCUGGAACCGCAGCCUGUCCAAAUUCAUCACUCCAAGAAUCGAGUACAGCAAGGUCGAAUAUGGUGAGCAUCCAGACCCUAAGCCUGUUCAGCCGGAGGGGGAUGGUUACGACACAGAUGCGUUCUGGGAACUCUAUGAGGAGUGGGAGAGUACCCAUCCUAUUAUUCCUCCUGAGCCAGCCAGCUUUGAACCUCGAAAUGAAACAUAUAGUGCUGAUCUACGCGAGCAAUUUCCCGACAAGAAGUUGCAGAUCAUCGUGAAGCUGGCGAACAUUGAGUUGAGCCAGGACAACCCUGAGUACGAAGGAGGCUCUUGGCACAUUGAGGGACAGUUGAACGAGCGCAUCUGCGCCACCGCAAUCUACUACUAUGACAGUGAAAAUAUAACUGAUAACACCUUGGCAUUUCGUCAACGUGGUAUGAUGGACAUGCUAGAGAUUUCAUACUCCCAAGGGCAGUUCAAAUUCUUACAAGAUGUCUUUGGUUUUGGCGAUGAUAUCGACGGCAGCGGGACCAAUCGUGAUAUCACACAAGACCUUGGGGCUGUCGCUUGCAAAGAAGGUCGGCUACUCACCUUCCCAAACACCGUCCAGCAUUGUGUUUCCCCAUUCUCGCUAGUCGACCCGUCUAAGCCCGGUCAUCGUAAGAUUCUCGCGCUAUUCUUAGUUGAUCCCCAUCGUCGGAUUAUCUCCUCGGCAAAUGUACCUCCGCAGCAAGAGGACUGGGGCCACGAGAGACAGAAUGCUGUGAAUCAGGCCUUGGCAUGUCUGCCAGUGGAGCUGCAGAAUAUCGUUCAAAAUGACUUGGAGCCUAUGAUGACCAUGGAGAAGGCCAAAGAGUACCGAUUGGAGCUCAUGAAAGAGCGUGGGUACAGAUCGGGAAAAUAUAAUGAGAACUUUGAGACUGGUGAUUUCCGUCUAUGUGAGCAUUAA
Penicillium crustosum is the source of this 1761-nucleotide messenger RNA. Its product is annotated as DUF4246 domain-containing protein. Bases 1 to 1761 code for a protein of 586 amino acids. The transcript is spliced from 5 exons. The record is from RefSeq and is a predicted model, not a curated record. NCBI's taxonomy places the organism in Eukaryota, Fungi, Ascomycota, Eurotiomycetes, Eurotiales, Aspergillaceae.